Coregonus clupeaformis (lake whitefish) is the source of this 2349-nucleotide messenger RNA. RefSeq names its product N(G),N(G)-dimethylarginine dimethylaminohydrolase 2-like. The transcript is spliced from 6 exons. Gene Ontology annotation, molecular function: dimethylargininase activity; amino acid binding. Gene Ontology annotation, biological process: arginine metabolic process; positive regulation of nitric oxide biosynthetic process. The record is from RefSeq and is a predicted model, not a curated record. The coding region runs from base 591 to 1469 and encodes 292 amino acids. NCBI's taxonomy places the organism in Eukaryota, Metazoa, Chordata, Actinopteri, Salmoniformes, Salmonidae.
AACAAUGAAUCAGGGAGAAAAUAUGAAUCCGGGCCAUAAUCUCUCCGAAGACCACUUGAAAUCAAUCUGUGUUACUCUGAAUUUACUUUAGAAGCAACAUUUCAACGGGUUUGGGCAACAUUUUAUAAGGAGAUUAGCUGUUAAGCCUACUUUAUUAAAGUGACAGAAGUCAGAAUCAUUUGCGAGUUGAACUGUGGUUGAUGAAUUCUUUUCGAUCUGCACUUUCAUAUAAGACAGCAAUCAGACUGAAACUCCCCAUAUUUACCUCCGUGGAACUAUGCAGUGGGUAUUGGAGUGGCUGAUUACUGAAGUGGAAGAACAGGGAUGAAGACUUUCUCUUGUGUGUUUUCCUGCCUGGAUGACAGACUCCCCAUAGAGUUGCUGAUUCGCUCCAUCACGUCCCUUUAGUUUCCAGCCGGUCUUGCCAUCACACCUCACAGCUUCUCAAACAGUUGGGAACACACUCUGACAACAACUGUCACCCACUCAUCUAGUGGCAAACACACUUUCACUGUUCUGCCUUGUAGUGGCAGAACACCAAUACUAGCCCAAAGCCAGGGUACUCCCACGGCUUCACACACACACACAUCAUGGCGAGUGUGUUGCCGUACGGCUGCUUCACCCACGCCGUGGUGCGGUGCAUCCCAGAGACCUUUGGGAAGGUCGAUAAUGAGAAAACCGACAAGGUCGAAAAUGGGGAAACCAUGACAGACCUGGCCAAGGCACAACGUCAGUUUGGGGUGCUGACGGGGGCGCUGAGACAGAAGGUGGGGCUGCAGCUCAUAGAGAUCCCUGCAGACCCGGAGCUACCAGAGAGCUGGAGGAUAGAGGAUGUAGCUGUGAUACAGGGAGACACGGCACUCAUCACCAGGCCUUUCAAACAGCAGAGACGCAGAGAGGCUGAAGCGGUGAGGAGGGUGAUGUCGGAGCUAAACCUGACAGUGGUGGAGUUGGGGGCAGAGGAGGGGGGCUCCGUGGGGGCCACGCUGGAGGGCAGCGACGUGCUCUUCACUGGCAGGGAGUUCUUUGUGGGCAUCUCCUCCCACACCAACCACAGAGGAGCUGAGGUUCUGGCCGACACUUUCAGAGACUUUGCUGUGUCCACAGUGCCAGUGUGUGAGGGAGCUCGUCUAAAGAACAUCUGCUCUAUGGGAGGUCCUGAUACUAUCAUCAUCAGCAACAGUGAUGGGGCCAAGAAGACCCUCCGGAUGAUGGAGCAGCUGACUGAUCACCACUACGAAGUGCUCACAGUCCCUGAGAGCGCAGCAGCUAACUGUGUCUACGUCAGGGGCCCCUCCAAAGUGGACUACCUGCUUCACCGGCCCACUGAGGAGUGUCCCGACAGUGUCCCUGCCUUCCAGAAGCUGACGGACUACACCCUCCUCCCUACAGCGUGCAGCGAGGCCUCCAAGCUCGGAGGGUAUCUGUCUUCAUUCUGCCUACUUAUCAAUAGGAAGCCAUACUUCUAAAUACCCUGCCCUUCUCCCAUAGUAUACACAUAGACCUUCCUUGGCUAUAUGAAAAUACAAAUGUGAACAUAAAGAACAUGGCCAACUGUUGGGCCAGGGGCUAAAGGGAAAAGUCUAAACUGGAUCCUUGGGAGAUCCCAACUCUGACGUCACCCCAUUGAAGUUGACAUUUAAAACAGUUACGGUAAGGGUUAUGGUUAGGGGUAUGGUUAAAGUUAGGUAAGGGGUAUGGUUAAGGGUUAAGGUUAGGUUUUAGUGUAGGUAGGGACAUUCCAAGGAUCCCAGAUUGCACUAACUGGGGCUAAAGAGGGUUCAAUGUGCAUAUUCUGCACAACUGCACCACCUACUGUGGAAAGAGUGCAGUGUGGCAUGAGGAACUUCAAUAGGCUCUAGAUUUCAAAUGUAGGCGUACUGUAUACUGGCCCGGCUCUACAGAGAUGCUUUGAGGAUACAAAAGCAUGGCCACCUCAGUUUUAUGUCCUUAUAUUAUAUAACAACUUGUUAUAUUUAAAUAGACUGCGAUUAUCCGAAAUGUCUCAUCCAUCCUCCAAACCACACUCUCUCUGCGCUCUGAGUAAGUAAGCUGUUGUUACGUUGCGGCCAUAGAAAUAUAAUCCAUAGAAGGCACUUGCCACCGCUAACCCUGGCAAUUUGACUGGUAAACUCAUGGGUACACUCGCAAUGGCUGCCAGUCCUGAAUUAAAUUGGCAUGUCCAUUGUAUAGAUUCUUUGGAUUCUGUCUGUGGUCGUAUAGGCCUUUCGCAAAUUCUGAAAUAAAUUGGCAGGAAAGAAUAGUUUGGAAAGUAAAUGCCCAGUUGCGACCCGUCAUUCAGGGCAGGUGGGGCAGAGCCUGUUUUGCAUGUUAUUUUGGCAUUAAUAC